ACAAACCGGUACUGAAUUAAAAUAUUCUCCUCAAAUUGCAGUACCGUCCCUGGCAACGCAAGCUAGGGUUUUAGUCGAGCAUUUGGGAAAUUGUAGGCGGAGCGAGACAGCGCGGUCCAACUGCGAAGUAGCAAUGGCGUCGACGAAGGUCCAGCGGAUCAUGACACAACCCAUCAAUCUAAUUUUCAGGUUCCUACAAAGCAAAGCUCGCAUUCAGAUAUGGCUCUUUGAGCAGAAGGAUUUGAGGAUUGAAGGACGCAUUAUUGGCUUUGAUGAAUACAUGAAUCUUGUUCUUGAGGAAGCUGAAGAAUUUAAUGUCAAGAAGAACACCAGAAAGUCAUUGGGGAGGAUUCUGUUAAAAGGAGACAACAUUACCUUGAUGAUGAAUACGGGUAAAUGAUUAGUUGACACCAGUUGGAUUGUUUAACCUGAUGCAGUUUUACUAGCUGUCCCUGAGGAAACCAUCGAAUGUUCAAUACUGUGUUGGCAAUGAGUCUGUAAUUUUACUGAUUGUUCAAGAUUAUGGAAACUAUCUUUAUAAUUCUUAGAUGUCCUAACUUGUUCACUUGAAAUAUGUCAGAAGCUACAUUUAGUGACUUUGCUAUUUUUCUUUGUUAUCUAAUGUGCAAGAUUAUGAGAAGUUUCUGAAUA
Zingiber officinale is the source of this 651-nucleotide messenger RNA. RefSeq names its product small nuclear ribonucleoprotein E-like. The transcript is spliced from 6 exons. Lineage: Eukaryota; Viridiplantae; Streptophyta; Magnoliopsida; Zingiberales; Zingiberaceae. Gene Ontology annotation, cellular component: U2 snRNP; U4/U6 x U5 tri-snRNP complex; U4 snRNP. The record is from RefSeq and is a predicted model, not a curated record. Gene Ontology annotation, molecular function: RNA binding. Gene Ontology annotation, biological process: mRNA splicing, via spliceosome; spliceosomal snRNP assembly. The coding region runs from base 134 to 400 and encodes 88 amino acids.